Aphidius gifuensis is the source of this 2414-nucleotide messenger RNA. RefSeq lists its product as uncharacterized. The transcript has 4 exons. NCBI's taxonomy places the organism in Eukaryota, Metazoa, Arthropoda, Insecta, Hymenoptera, Braconidae. The record is from RefSeq and is a predicted model, not a curated record. Gene Ontology annotation, biological process: SCF-dependent proteasomal ubiquitin-dependent protein catabolic process. Bases 264 to 2000 code for a protein of 578 amino acids. Gene Ontology annotation, cellular component: SCF ubiquitin ligase complex.
AUAACAAGCCAUUGCAAGCCAUAUUGAAUUCAUAUCAACUAAUAUUAGCUUUAUAUUAUCAAGGACGAUCAAGGGUAACAAUAGUAAAAUUAAUGGUUGAACGUACAAUAUUCUUUGAUCAAAACUCAUCAUAAUUAGAUACAUUAAUUUUUUUUUAAAAUACGUUACCAAGUCAUUGGCAUUGUGUAUUGAAAAAGAAAAAAUUUAUUGCAUCAGCAAGUUAAUUAAUCAUUAACAAAAGAACAAUUAAGAAUUUACUUAAAAUGAGUUCAAAAAGAAUAUGUGUUGAGAAAAACCAAGCAACCUCUGAUGAAAGUGACAAGGAUCAAAAAGUCGUUAUCACCUCACUGGACUACGACGUGUUAGCAAAAAUCAUCAUGUUGCUGCCAAUACCAGAAAGGAUAGACAUGGAAAAAGUUUGUGCCGAAUGGAAAGAGGCAUGUCAACUAGCUUGGUAUGACAUUAAAAAAUACAAAUGUGAAUCAUCAAUUGGACGUUGUUAUGAUAACCGUUUAAUGACACAAUCUUACCUCGAAAAAAUAUUAUUAAGAUGUGGUAAUUAUCUAAAAGAAUUGUCUCUCUCAAAUGUUUGUAAUUCAAGUAUCAUGCCAUUUGUUGGUGAUCACUGUAAAAAUUUAACAAUCUUGGAAUGUAAAUUUGAUGAUAAUUCCUUAAUUAAUAAUGCUGAUCACUUUGUUCAAGCAUUUACACAGUUAGAUAAAUUAAAAUCUAUCAAAAUAACAGUGAUUCACAACUACACGAAUAAGACAAUUAAUCUCUCUGCAAUAAUUGAUAGCCUUCCAGAAGACAUUAAUGAAAUUCAUUUAUUUGCUGAACCUCUGUCUGAUCGAAAACAAAAUAUUUCCAUGACUCUACAAAGAUUCAAGAAUCUUCGAAAAUUAACAUCAGUUGGCCUCUGUUUAGACCAAAUGAACUUUCAAGAAAUAGAAGACAUGACAACACUUGUUCAUCUAGACAUUGGACUAUAUGAUAUAUAUGAAAGGUUUUUUCUAUUUAAUAAACUCUUUAAUUUGGAGUAUAUCGACUUAACGAUGGGUAUUGACUAUGAUGCGAAUAACCUCUCUACAGAAGUACUUGAGACAAUUUUUCAUACAUGCGAUAAUCUAAAACAUCUUGAUCUGCCACGGGGGCUUUAUGAUCUAGAUGAAAUUUCUCAUGACAAUUGGAUAAAUUUUCAAAACUUGGAAUAUCUUGGUAUUUAUUGUGACAUAAUGCCUGACUUAGCAAAUACAAUUGUUGAAAAUUGCAGGAAUUUAAAACAUUUAAAAAUAAAAAGUCAGAAUACAAUAAAUACUGCUUUAGAAAAUUUCACAGAGUUGGAAAAUCUUGAAAGUAUAAUAUUGGAUGGUGUGACUGAGCUUUAUGAAGAAUCAAUAAUUGCAAUUUCUAACGAUUGUAAGAAACUUAAGCGUUUAGAAAUACCUUAUUGUUACAUAUUACCAUCUAUUGAUGGUGACUCAUUUUCUUCUCAAAGUGUUCUUGAUGAAUUAUCAAAAUUACGAUAUCUUGAACAUCUUUCUUUCCAUACGGCAUUAGAGCUUGAAGAUAGUACAAUCAUUGCUAUUGCUAAUAAUUGUAAGAACCUGAAAAGUUUAAAUAUCAAAGGUUGCAGAGGUCUUACUAAAACAGCUCUCGAUGCUUUAACAAACUUAAAAAAUUUACAAAUACUUGAUGUAGGCAUUCUUCAUACAGUUACAGACAGCUUCCUUAUCAAAUUGAAAGGAUUUAAAAGAAUUUAUUGUGAUGAAUGCGAUAACCUUACUGAUGCUGGUAUUAUUCAAUUUAUAAAAAAUAAUCCAGAUCUUGAAAUGAUUAGUAUCUUUUAUAUAGGUAGAAUUACAGAUCAUCUGAUUAUUGGUGCUGAUCAGGCAACUAAAAAUCGUACAAAUGGUAUCAUUUUACACAUAACAGAAUGUAGUGAGUCAUUAAUAGAAGCUUCUAAGUCAAUAAUUACAUCUCAAUGGUUGGUUGUUGAAUAGAUUUAAUUACAGUUAUCAUAUACUUUUCUUUCUAAUUUACGCGUAAUAUUUUUUCAUAAUUUAUUUUUAAAAAUUCAUACAAAAAUAUGUUACCAAGUCAAUGACAUUGCAAAGACAUAUUGUAAAAGAAUAUUUUCAUUUUAACUUGCUAAUACUUACAGUUAUUUUAGAUACUUACUAAAUUAUAAGUAAGGUAAAUUCUUGAACAUGACAAUCGUAUCUUAUUGACAAUAUAUUCAUUUUAUAAAUUCACCAAAAUGAUUUGAUUAAUUAUUCACCUCAACAAAUAAAACUAUUCUUAAGGACUUGUUAAAAAUGAAAAAGAAAUAUUGUAUUCUAAAAAUAAUGAAUAUUUUUAUUUAUUUAAUUAACCAUUGUGUAUCUUAAUUUAAAAUAAAAAAAUUAAUACAAGAA